AUGGCUACACAUCAAUUCUCCGCUGCAGAUCCCACUUCCCCAGUGGCGACAGUUGAGACGUCUCAUGAGACCAUGACAGCGCAACAGUCUUCCGCUGGAACCGCCACUCCCCCAGAUCCUUCCGCCAUUCCCUCAGAUCCUUCCGCCAAUCCAGCAGCGCCUUCCGCCACUCCUCCUGAUCCUUCCGCCUCUUCCCCAGCGGCUUCCGCCACUCCCCCAGAUGCUUCCGCCACUCCGUCAGCGCCUUCCGCCACUCCCCCAGCACCUUCCGCGACUCCUCCAGAUCCUUCCGCCACUCCCUCAGAUCCUUCCGCCACUCCCCCAGCGCCUUCCGCCAGUCCCCGAGCGCCGUCUGCUAGUCCUCCAGCGCCUGCUGCGCCGCCGUUGGCGGAGGCAGAGGGAGGAGGGCAGGGUCAGGAUGAGGGGCAGAGUCAGGGGCGAGGGGAGGCGGAGCGGGGCGGAGAGGAGGGGGGAGGAGGAAAAGAGACGCAAUCGGGUGGGGGUCAGGGGCAGGGGCAGAGCGGGGGAGGGGAGGCUGCGGAGAGCUGGUACAAGAUAAAGCGCGUGUCGUUCCUGGGGCGGCAGCAGGUGCCCAUCGUCAUGCAAAACGACAACGGGCCGUGCCCCCUCCUCGGCAUUGCCAACGUGCUGCUGCUCCGCAACGCCAUCUCCCUCCGCCCCAGCGCUACUGAGAUCUCCCAGUCGGACCUGCUGUCACUGGUGGCACACCGGCUGCUGGAUAGCAAUACAGGGAUGGAGGGCCGCUCAGCAGAGUAUAUCACCAACCGGCAGCAGAACGUGGCGGACUGCAUGGCUCUGCUCUUACUGUCCCUCCGCCUCUCACGUUCCUUUUACCUUUCUCAGGGCCGCUCAGCAGAGUAUAUCACCAACCGGCAGCAGAACGUGGCGGACUGCAUGGCUCUGCUGCCGCGCCUUGCCACGGGGAUUGACGUCAACGUGCGCUUCACAGGCAUUCAUGCCUUUGAGUUCACGCCAGAGACAGCAAUCUUUGACCUGCUGGACAUCAGCCUCGUGCAUGGCUGGCUGGUGGACUCGCAGGACUCGGCCACAGCAACAGCGGUGGGGUCCCUCUCCUACAACAGCAUCGUGGAGCGCCUCGUCGCCCGGCAGGCCUCAUAA
This is a messenger RNA of Closterium sp. Naga37s-1, 1140 nucleotides long. Lineage: Eukaryota; Viridiplantae; Streptophyta; Zygnematophyceae; Desmidiales; Closteriaceae. The record is from the annotation of a GenBank genome assembly.